AUGGACACAAAAAUGACGGAAGAGAUCUCUGCUCGUUUCGAGGAGCUCGCAGCUCUUGAACAUGAGUUUGAGGAUGUUGAGGAAGAAAUCAUCCGCCAAGCUGAAGCUCUCCAAAGCCCUCUUUACCAGAAGCGCGCCGAAUUCAUUAAGAAGAUCCCGCAUUUCUGGUCGCUCGUCUUCGAGCAAGCGCCUCCCGAGAUUGACAACUUCAUUCAACCCACCGAUUCCAAGGUUUUCGCCGAGUGCCUCGAGACCUUCGAGGUGUCGCGAUUCGAGCUUAACGACCCCAAUGGCUCCCCACGCAGCUUCUCGUUCAAGUUCGGCUUCGCCGACAACGAAUACUUCGAAGACAAAGUACUAGAGAAGAAGUUUUGGUUCAGGAAGACAAAGGACUGGCAGGGUCUUGUUUCCGAGCCUGUCAAGAUCAACUGGAAGAAGGGCAAGGACCUUACCGCCGGUCUAACAGACGCAGCAUACAAGCUUGGCGAGACAAGAAAGAAGAUAACAACAGACACUGCCAAGGGCGCCGCUUUUGAAAAGGAGGUCCUGACCGACGAAUACCAGGAUCUAGCAAGGAAGAUUGAAACAGCUACAGAUGCCUCAGUUAGCUUCUUUGGCCUCUUCGCUUUCGUAUCAGGCUACCGAUGGGUGAGUGCCGAAGAGUCUGCACAAGCUGCCAAGGAGGAGAAGGAAAGAUUUGAGAAGAUCAGGCGCGGUGAAAAGGUCGAUGACGAGGAUGAUGAUGAGGAGGAAAAUAUGCGGGACUUUCAGGAGAUCGAGGUCUUCCCAGGCGGUGACGAGGUUGCUACUAUCAUCGCCGAAGAUAUGUGGCAAAAUGCUAUCAAGUACUACAAGGGCACCUUCGACGAGGAUGAAGACGAUGAAGAUUUGUCGGAUCUCGAUGUUAUGGAUGCCAGUGACGAUGACGAAGGCGAUGACCAAGAACCAGUCGAUAUCCGCGCGUUGGUAGGCAAGGGUCGCAAGUCAGGUCAGGAACCGCCAUCGAAGAAGCAGCGCAAGGCUUAA
Messenger RNA from Alternaria postmessia, 1026 nucleotides. RefSeq lists its product as uncharacterized. Lineage: Eukaryota; Fungi; Ascomycota; Dothideomycetes; Pleosporales; Pleosporaceae. The transcript has 3 exons. Gene Ontology annotation, molecular function: chromatin binding; histone binding. Gene Ontology annotation, biological process: nucleosome assembly. Gene Ontology annotation, cellular component: nucleus; chromatin. The record is from RefSeq and is a predicted model, not a curated record. Bases 1 to 1026 code for a protein of 341 amino acids.